This is a messenger RNA of Aspergillus niger, 969 nucleotides long. RefSeq lists its product as hypothetical. NCBI's taxonomy places the organism in Eukaryota, Fungi, Ascomycota, Eurotiomycetes, Eurotiales, Aspergillaceae. Bases 1 to 969 code for a protein of 322 amino acids. The transcript has 6 exons. The record is from RefSeq and is a predicted model, not a curated record.
AUGUUGACAUUGUUUCGUUUGGCACAGUCUAGGCCUUUUGUUCGCAAUCUACUGCUUUGGAAGCAAAACGACGUCUUCACAUCUGAGCCAGACAGAGCGCUCCACAGAGGUGGACUCGGAUGUAGAAUCAACAUCGACGGAUGGAUGCUUUGGGGCUCUGAUGCAACUGCAAGUAUGGCGUCAACUCCUCACAUGGCACCGUUCCCACAUUCCCGAUGCUUAGCCCAAUGUGUUGCUCAUGAAUACUUGCUAAGAGUCAUCGCCACUUUCUCUUGCGCAGUCACUGGUUAUAUUCGGUCUACGUAUCAAGCAGAUCAGCAAGUGCUCACCGAUCCGUGGUUUGCUCACCUUUUUUUCUGCCAGCCGAUCUUCAUCGGCGACGACGCCGUCUUGUUUCGGGACCCAGACCCGGAGCGAAGACCGAUAACUCCGAGGUAUUUCAAUCCCGCAUUUUCUGGCUUACGAGUAAGUGCUUCGAGGGGUCUCGAAUCAAGCAUCUUCCUUGUUGCUGCUGAUACUUCUCGGUGGGCCAGUCCAGUGCGCAGAAUUCGAACCAGCGUUGCAUUCGCCAAGAAUGAGCAGGUCAACGGACCAGGUACAGGAUGGACUAAAAAGAAGGCGUCCCUUUGCUUUCCCCAAUUUCUCAUGCUCGUGUUCUCACUUCUCCAACUCCCCGACAACACAUCAAGACAUGUUCCUGGGGAAAAGAAAGAGCUCUGUGGCUCCGUCCCUCGGCAAGUGACUCCAUCGCUUACCCGGAACCCGCUCGUUGCUGGUCCAGUAGGCUCUCUUCCCACAAUGGGGCAUCAGCCAGAGCCUGGUUCACUUGACUGUCUCCAUUCCCACUCCCAGGGGAUCAGUCAACAUGAAUGGCCACCUGAGAGUGGACCCCCCUACUCAGUCUUGGUUGAGUCUGCUUUUCUAGCUCCCAAGCUUAGUCUUAGCCGGGGCUUGGAGGCACUACCUUAA